Messenger RNA from Plasmodium vinckei vinckei, 192 nucleotides. Its product is annotated as apical ring associated protein 1, putative. The record is from RefSeq and is a predicted model, not a curated record. The transcript has a single exon. NCBI's taxonomy places the organism in Eukaryota, Apicomplexa, Aconoidasida, Haemosporida, Plasmodiidae. The coding region runs from base 1 to 192 and encodes 63 amino acids.
AUGUCUAUCUUAUUCGCCCCAAGCUCCUCAAUAAUAUACAAGGAAUGUAUAUCUGUUCCCGUUGUGUCAACACCAGCCGUAUAUACCAUAUACACAGCACCUACUCCAACUAUCAUAGCAACACCAAUACAACCUCGCUUUCCAGUUGUUUUAAUUUCGAAUCCAAUAGGGGGAAAAACCAUAAUAAUAUGA